Messenger RNA from Ustilaginoidea virens, 1560 nucleotides. RefSeq lists its product as uncharacterized. The transcript has 4 exons. NCBI's taxonomy places the organism in Eukaryota, Fungi, Ascomycota, Sordariomycetes, Hypocreales, Clavicipitaceae. The record is from RefSeq and is a predicted model, not a curated record. Bases 1 to 1560 code for a protein of 519 amino acids.
AUGGACAGCUUCCUGCGGAGCCCAACGGCGUUCGUAUAUAAUGUGUUUCAUAUUAUAUCGUCAUUCGGCUUUUGGUAUUCCGCCUCGUUUUGGUCGUGGGUUUUCUGGGUCCUUUGGAUUCACCGUUAUCUCCGGCUUCUUGUUCAUUGCGUUAGCCAUUGGACGUACAAGUCGAAGCCAAUCCCUCCAAAACCAAGUUUCACGCACCAUGACGUGACCGUUGUCAUACCCACGAUUCACAACGCUUUUGAAGAGCUUCGACCUUCUCUGCUGAGCAUCCUGGCCUGCAAGCCGGCGGAGCUCAUCCUGGUUACUACUCAUGACAAACACGAGGCUCUGAAACAGUUGGGCGAGUCCCUGGGAGACUUCAAGAUUACCGUCCUCUCGACUCCCAUCGCAAACAAGAGGAUCCAGGUGUGUGAGGCUUUGCCCCAGGUAAAGACGCGCAUUACCGUCAUGGCGGAUGACGACGUGACCUGGCCUUCCACCAUGCUUCCUUGGAUACUCGCCCCGUUCGAAGACGCCAAGAUUGGAGGUGUAGGGACCUGCCAGAGAGUCAAGCGCGAGUGGACCGGCCCCUGGGCAAGUCGGAUUUGGAACUGGCUCGGGGCUGCCUACAUUGAGCGCCGCAACUUUGAAAUCUCGGCCACACACAACAUAGAUGGUGGUACCUCGUGCAUGUCGGGGCGAACCGGGGCAUACCGCUCGGAGAUUCUUUCUAGCCACGACUUUCUGCACGGGUUCAAGAACGAGAAAUGGAGAAACUGGAUCCUCAAUGCAGACGACGACAACUUUGUGACUCGCUGGCUGGUCAGCCUCGGAUGGAAGACAUGGAUCCAAUAUGCUUCGGAGUGUGAGCUGGAGACGACUCUCGAAAACGGCUUCAAGUACCUUUAUCAAUGUUCCCGGUGGGCUCGUAGCAACUGGAGAAGCAACUGCAAGAGCCUUUUCAUCGAGAAGCACGUCUGGAAACAGCAGUGGUGGUGCACGUAUGCUCUCCACAUUGCCACUUUUACCUCGCUGGCGUUUCUGGUGGACCCGCUCCUCCUUGCCUCCUGUUGGUGGGCCACGGCUGGGUGGGAAAUGAAAAGCCGACGAUACGCCUUUUGGGCCCAAUUCAUCUUCAUGUUCGCCUUGACCAAGGUUGUCAAGCUUGUGGGUCUCUUCCGCAGAAACCCAGGAGACAUGAUAUUCUUGCCCGUCUCCAUAGUAUUUGGUUACUUCCAUGGACUCAUCAAACUCUACGCCUUGUUUACUCUUAACAUGACUUCUUGGGGCAGCCGAGCCGAUGGUGACAAGAAUGAUGAGCAAAGAUUGGCACCUGUGCCGCAACCAUCUUCUGUAUUGAAAGUUCCUCCCGGAGGCAAAUCUCUCGUUCAGUUCAACGUCCGUCAGCAGGCAAGACAGACGUCUCUUGAAAGUAGAGAUGGCGAUUUGCGGGAGAAGCGCGACUACGUCGCGUGCGACUCGAGCACUUCAUAUGUGCCAAUUCGAGUCCCAAAGGAACCCCUUUCGCGUGCCCAGGACGCUGGGAGCGUACGCAGUUCCCAUUUGUACUGA